This is a messenger RNA of Cylindrotheca closterium, 1005 nucleotides long. The record is from the annotation of a GenBank genome assembly. NCBI's taxonomy places the organism in Eukaryota, Bacillariophyta, Bacillariophyceae, Bacillariales, Bacillariaceae.
AUGAUGGUAACAUCGUCGAGUGAGACGUGUUCCAGUAGAUACGAUAGAUAUAGCCGAAUACCCCAGGAUGUUGCAGUCCAGAAGGCGUCGUUGACAAGGACGUUGACAGUAGAUGCAAACCGUCUGAACAAAGACGCCCUGAGUGAACCGCAGAAGUCUGGCAAUCACGCAAGGUUUGCUCCGUCGUCGCAAGUUGUAUGUACCCUUCCGCAUCGACUAGAUUGCUCGCAAGAAGAGAUCAAUCAUCGAUGGUUUCGGAAGGCAGAGUAUGCUGAACUGAUUUGGGAGAGCAGUGUCACCUUGACGUUGCUGAAAUGCGAUAAGAAGAAGGGCCUGGUAGAUGAUACUCUACUCUGUGAAAGAGGUCUUCUCGAUACUGCAAUUCUCAUAGAACGACAACAAGAAAGAUCAUGUAUUAACAAACUGAUCUUGCUGGAAAUGAAAGUGACUGAAGAUGCAGAGGCGGUCUCACAGUUGUACCAUGAAUGUGCCCUCACCGUGUGCCAAAGAGCCCGCGAUAAAGCAAUAAUCGAUGAGGAAUAUGCCAAACAUUAUGCCACAGAGGUAGGCUCCGAAGACAACUACGGUAGGAAUCAGCAUACCCAAGCUGACAACCGUACGGCGAUAGAACAGAUGAUACUUCGCGAGCUCGAAAAGUCUACAAGCCAUGAUGAAACAGAGCAGAAACUAGUGAAAGCGCUGAAGCGAUUAAAUAAGCGAAAAGAAAAGGAAGCCGAAGAUGCAAAACAGAUAGAAGAAAUGGUGCUGAUGGAACAGUUGAAGCAACUUGCAGAUCUCUAUGCUGACCCUUCACUAACACCGGAAGAACGAGCGGCUGUAGAACAAGCUGCCACUGAUCUUCUUCAGGGUGGCAAUGAUGCAACAAACAGCAAUGCACAAAAUGUACAAACUACCUCGAGUCCUCCGUUGGAGAAGAUUGAAAGUCAAGCAAUUCAGGAUGACGAAAUGAGUGAGAACCCACGAAAACGACAAAAGAUUACGUGA